AUGAUUCUAGAAGACGGUUUCCUGCUCUCAGCACUUGAAGACUCUGUGCUUAUUAUUCCUUCAAUUGCAGUUGGAAACAUUCCGCAAUUGACUGCUGACCUUUUGCUUCAUACAUUUGACUUUCAGAAAGUGGCGACUCUCGGGGACGAGUAUCUUUUGCCAUUCGUGUCGCCUGUUGAUCAUUCUGUAAACAAGAAGCAACCAUCUGGUCUUUCCUUUGGUAUUGAAGUCUAUUAUAGCAUAGAGCACCACAUCACAUUGAUCCAACAGAGGUCCCCCAUCAUCCUGGGUUUCAACGACAAACAUGUCAAUGAGGUCAUCGUUCCAUUCAUUGAAGCAUCCAAUCCACAGCAUGUGAUUGUGAUGGACUCGUCGAACAGUGCAUUGGUUGAAGGUGUGCCACAGGGAGAGGUCCGAGUACACACUAAUGAAGAUCUUUUGAGUGAAUCAUUCCUGUCACUCCUGAUUGAUAAAGAUUCCGCAAGGCCACUCGCCGAGGCAGAAGUACACUUUUCUGAUCACACGAAAGCUCUUGAGAAGAGUAUCAAAGCAUUGGCAAACCUUGUGGUGUUGGAAACGUUCGUUUAUGAAGGUGACAACUUCUUUGAUGCAAAGGCGCUAGCAUCCAAGGUGAUCCAGAUGUUGAACCUUCCUGCAACAGUAUUUGAGACUCCCGCCAGUUGGUUAGGUGUUUAUGGAGAUAAGCCCGUUCCCCUGGCAAUGGAGGAAGGCCUCUACGGUUGA
Candidozyma haemuli is the source of this 744-nucleotide messenger RNA. RefSeq lists its product as uncharacterized. The coding region runs from base 1 to 744 and encodes 247 amino acids. Gene Ontology annotation, biological process: proteasome assembly. Lineage: Eukaryota; Fungi; Ascomycota; Pichiomycetes; Serinales; Metschnikowiaceae. The transcript has a single exon. The record is from RefSeq and is a predicted model, not a curated record. Gene Ontology annotation, cellular component: cytosol; nucleus.